CAUACACACAGAGGCGCAGACUCAAAACCGAGUGUUGUACUGACAGCAGGCGGGGCUCCUUUCUGCACACACUGACAACAGCUCGGCAGGGACUAACAGACCGCACUGCCAAGGUGCCUCUUCUCCCGCACCUUAUCACUCCGCCUCUUCGCCCGCACCUUAUCACUCCGCACACCUCUCCCGGUGCUUUCACCUUAAGUGCUGAACAAAGGGCAGUGGCACGGACAGCAUCCUUCUCUCUAUCGCUACACAUGCAGUUUUUUUAAUCUGUGCAGAUGACAUUUCAGCAACCUGUUUACUACCAGACAAGGAGGGAUUAUUUCCAUUUGGGAUUAUCAAGAAGCCAAGAGAAAUUGGGUUUUGGGCCUCUUCCCAAAGAAACAGAUGCGUUUGCCUAUAGGAGAAAAUAAAAAAAAAUACCCAAGGCAAAACCUAACAUUUUUUGUCAGAGGCUUUGGCACAAUAAGGGUGGAGCCCUGGCAUUUCUGUGGAUACAAAGCUGUGGGCACUUUAACUUUAUUUCAUUGUCAGCCUUUAUAUUAAAGACAGAACAGACAACCUUAGUGCUGUAGUUCCGUUCUGUUUCUUUGCUGCCAAUGUAAUUCACUAAACCCAAGCGUUGUGUCACAUAUUUCAGUGAUCCUACUUACCUGGUGCACUGCUGUCAGAUGAAAUGUGUAGAACUACCCCAUAGAUUCCUUAGUUGGUGACUACAGCUCAGUUUCAAUCAUGCAAUAUCCGUUUUCCACCUCAUUUUCCUUGUUUUCAGUCUGGACUUUAAUAGUGAGUGCUGUCAAGCUGCAAGAUGGAUUGAUGAGCCCAGAGCAUGGCAAUAUUGUGGGCACACACUGGUGUCAUGGUCGUCAUUUAGCUGUUGGCAAAGUUUACACAACCAAGAACUCCAGCUACACUGCUUAUAGGAACUUUUCAAAUGAAAUGACCUUAAAAAAACUUCUUUGCCAUUUUAGGCUCCCUGGGGACGAUAUUAGUCCCUCAGGACCUAUAGACCUGGUGUGGAAUUCAUCUCUAUUAAAUGGAAAAAGAAAAGGUGACUCACUGGCUGCUCUAAAUAUGCAAUCUAAAACCGCUCUGCAGGAGCAUGGAAAGGUGAGAAACUUGGCUGUGGAAACCAGAUCUGAUGGGCAAAAGGUUGUGCAGGAAAAUGCAUACAAAAUUCACAGGAAGAGAAGGGGAACAAUUGAACUUCAGUUGGGAGAAAACAACCAGAGCACAAACAUAACCUCAAAUAAAAACAAUUUCUCAGCCAAUUUCAAUGAAACUCGCCUGAGCCAGAAAGCUGUAUUUGGGACUGACCCACAAGCGUUGCCUUUAAAUGCAUCUGUACCUUUUGUAACCAAUGAUCUUAAAGUAUUUUCAGAUAACAUGGACAUUAAUCAAGCUUUGGUACCAAAAAAUACCUCAAGUAAAAGACUGCAUAUAAAGAAUCCCUUUUACCCAUUAACAGAAGAUUCAUAUGGUGCCUAUGCUGUCAUGUGUUUGUCUGUCAUUAUCUUUGUCAUAGGUAUUAUGGGCAACAUGGCUGUUAUGUGUAUAGUUUGUCACAAUUACUACAUGAGAAGCAUUUCCAACUCGCUUUUGGCAAACUUGGCAUUUUGGGAUUUUCUGAUUAUUUUCUUUUGCCUGCCACUGGUAAUUUUUCAUGAACUUACCAAGAAGUGGCUCCUGGAGGACUUUUCUUGCAAAAUCAUACCAUACAUUGAGAUAGCUUCCCUUGGAGUGACCACCUUUACAUUGUGUGCCCUGUGCAUUGACCGAUUCCGUGCUGCCACUAAUGUACAGAUGUAUUAUGAGAUGAUCGAGAACUGCACUUCAACAACUGCCAAGCUGGCUGUGAUAUGGGUGGGUGCGCUAGUUCUAGCACUGCCUGAAGUUGUCCUUCGACAGUUAUCCGUGGAGGAUACAGGAGUGAAUGGUCGGUUUCUUCGUGAGCGCUGUGUUGUAAAAAUAUCCACUGAACUCCCUGAUACAAUUUAUGUGUUGGCCCUUACAUAUGAUGGUGCAAGGCUGUGGUGGUAUUUUGGUUGCUAUUUUUGCUUGCCUACUCUUUUUACAAUAACCUGCUCAUUGGUCACAGCAAGAAAAAUAAAACGAGCUGAGAAAGCUUGCACAAGAGGAAAUAAACGUCAGAUUCAGCUUGAAGGUCAAAUGAAUUGUACUGUGGUAGCCCUAACCAUUUUAUAUGGAUUUUGUGUAAUCCCUGAAAAUAUUUGCAAUAUUGUAGCAGCUUAUAUGUCCAGUGGCGUGUCAAGGCAAACUCUGGAUCUUCUUCAUCUCAUUAGCCAAUUUCUUUUGUUCUUCAAGUCAUGUGUUACUCCUGUCCUCCUUUUUUGCCUCUGCAAGCCUUUUAGUCGAGCAUUCAUGGAGUGCUGCUGUUGUUGCUGUGAUGAAUGCAUUCAAAAGUCCUCAACUGCAACCAGUGACGAUAAUGAUAAUGAAUACACUACAGAACUGGAACUUUCCCCAUUUAGUACAAUACGGCGUGAAAUUUCCACAUUUGCAUCAGUAGGAACCCAUUGUUGAAAAUCUCCAUUCGCACUGUACUUGUAUAAAAGUCUGUGAUACACAUUUGAAAUGUUUUUAGUGUUGACUUUUUUAACAAAGCACUGUACAAAUGUUUUAGACAAUUUUUUUUAAUCACAGUAAGUUUUAGAACUCCUAACAGGGUAUGCUGAGAAAAAAGAAAAGAAAAACAGCUAACUUGUUUUUGCACCUUAAUUGGCUUGUUGCUAGCUAUUUGAUAAUCACAAAUGUAAACUUUUGGAAAGAUUAUAUUAAAAAGUAGGUAAAAUUAUAUACAAAGGUAGUUUGCACUGAAUUUUGAUAUUGGUUUUAACAUUCCAAAUUAGCAUUUAAAUAGAUCUUAUUUGGUUUCUAUUUUUUAAACUUGAUGUUCAAGAUUUUUUUAGUGAACUAAACGAACGCCAACUUUUUUUUUAUGACCCCAAAUUGUCUUCUUAUAUUAUUCACGGAUUUGAUUCCUAAAAACUGACAUUAUGUUAAUAAGCAAUAACUAAAAAGUAAUGCAUUUUUGUUACAAAUCAGAUGAUGCGACCCCAGCCAGAGCUGAAUUUGUCCAAUUAGAAAGAGAAGAGUUGAACAUAUUAUUUAGAUCAUUUUAGCUAUAUUACAUUGUAUAAAUAAUGUAGUCAUUCUACAUAUCAAACACAUGUGGUGUACUUUCUGCACUUCGGUUUACUUUCAAUAAAACAUUUUAAAACUAGUAUAUAAUUAUUUAAUUAUGGAGUUGUUCCAUAAGCUUGCCAAGCAAGCUUGUUUACAUGAAACCAAUCAAUUAUUGUCUCUUAACAUUCAGAUGAAAAUAGCUUUAUAUUAGGAUAAAGAAAUGUGUGAGUAAAUAUUUAUGUUACUUCAUUUUAAGUGCAUUUAGCUUUAAAUAUCUGAAUGUUAAACUGGAGUCUCAAAACUGUGAUUUGAAAUAUGGUUUUGUGUAUUGAAAAAAUGGUUUCUCCAGGGCCACUGAGCAGUAUAUAGAGUAAGGGUGGAAAAAAUUUAAGGCAAAGUUAUGUGGCCCUGACAGCAGUCAACGCACAGCGUGGUUCUGUCACUUUUUGGAAGCUUGGACUUCCAAGAAGGUUUUCUGGAGGGUGAGGUUUUAUAUUAAUAGUUGCUUUUAUUAAGGACAAAUACUUAUUUUUGAGGUAUGCCCAGAGUAGCUAAUGUCUUAAUUGGGCUGAGAUUUCACUUAUUACUUUAUUAAAAAUGUAAUUUUAGUAACUUCUGCCCCAGAGUUAGUAAGUUUAGUCCGAGAGAACUAUCAUAUUCAUCUUGUGGAUACUGAUCCAUGUAACACAAAGACAUGUCAUGUUAGACAUGCAGAGGUUGCAGAGAAAGCUUGAGAGGAUGGAUUAUAGUGUGACUUCCAUUCUUCGCACUAUACUUAUAACCCAUUUUCAUGUAUGCUACAUAAUACUCAACUUUAAAUAUUCAGAAUUAUGACUGCUGUACAGUGCUGCAUCCAUAAGUAGCGCUAUAUAAAUAUACAUAUAAUUGUGACAUAUUAGGUCAUGUCCCAUUCUGCCCUGGAUAUGACUGGACAUUGCCCUGAUCUGUUGUAAACCCAGUCCACUUUCUGGAUGUCCAUCUGUGCCUACACAUUAUUCUUAUUUGCUUAACUCAAUAUUCAAAUUACAUCAUAGAUUUUUAAUGAAACAUAUUAUUUUUUUGUUUUUCCCCACCUUAGCAGUUCUUGAUUUUUUAGGUCUCUAUUUACUGUGAUUAACGUAUAUAUCAAAAUAUCUGCAAAAUGGUUGGAAAAGCUAUAGUAUAUAAACAAUUUAAUGUUUUCUGCUUGGCGAUGCCAUUUCCUCCCCCCACCCCCAGUUCCCUCAUUAUAGGAAGGAUUUAAAAAUAUUUGCUGUCAAGCAUUUAUGGUUGACAUAAAUAAGGUUUGUGGAAUGUGCAUAGCAAGGGUAAAAAUAGCAAUAAAGAAGGAGAGGAAAGAAAACAAAUUUAGAUAAAUUGUUUAAUUUAAAGAGGAUAAUACAAGCCAGAUAUUUCAUAAUAAAACAUUGUGGUUAUUCCUAUUGAUUGGCACAUUCAGUAACAAAAGGAUCUGCAAUGAGCAUUUGAAUUCACUUUAUUGUUCAAGUAGAGCUGGUUUAGCUACAUCAAUGGCUUGUUCACAACUUGUCUGUGAAUAUCAGAUAGCCAAUACUUUAACAUAGUGUUUACAAGGUAUGUUCAUUUUUGUGCCAAGUAUAAAAAUAGAUAUGCAGUUAAAAAGAAUUGUAUUUUUAAAAGCUAACUUACACAUUCUCAUUCAGGAUAUUCAUCCAGGAUACAUAUAAAAUGUUUAUGUUCUAUUUAGAAGUUAUAAUAGAUUUUAUAAAAGUACUGUUUGGAAAAGAGGCAGCCUUUUUUAUUUUCAAAAGAGAGGUAGGAUAAGCUGUACCAUACAUACAUACAGCUAUAGGGGAACAUCUUUCUUGUACAAAGCAAGGCUUACUGGCAAUAUAGAUUUAUUUGCAAUUGUUGGAAAAACAGAUGGGAUCCAUGAAUGUGUAUAGAGAAAUUAUAGUUUUUUGUGGCAUCAUGGCAUAUCAGUUGUAUUCAGCAGGCAGAGCAGCACCAGAAUCUAGGUGGUUUCCAAUGGCAGAUGACACUGCUGGAUUUGGGCACUUAUCCAUGGAUACCAUCUGUGUAAACAAUACAUACAAUAACCUAAUCAAUUAAAACAUUUUCAAAACUGCUGCACUUAAAAGAGGAUAGAAUGCUAUAGUUAAAUACUCCAUUGCCCACAGGCAUGGUAUAUCAGGUGUCACUUGUCAGACAAAUGUUUUAGGCUGCUGGCACACAAGGAUAUUAGUCACCCCCUUUGUUUUUUCUGGGGUCGUCCCAAGUUGCCUCACAAGGUCAUUUCAGGCAACUCUGACAAACCAAAGCACAGCAUAUGUUUUCUGACCGACAAUUCACUUUAUUGUCGGUGGGAAAGCAUUUGCAGGAGAUUAGUUGCCCAUGGUAGAUGGGAUUUAUUGUGAGCAACUAAUCUCCUUGUUUGUCCACAGCCUUUGCCAUAUCAUGCCUUUUAAUUGUGGCUUCUAGAAAAUAUAGGUGAUGCAGAACUGAUUAGCAUUUGAAUAUAAGCAACACUCAAUAUGUAUAUUUAUAAUCAGCCACACAACAUGUGCAUUUUGUAAUUUCCAGUUUUUAAGACUUAUUAACCAAUCUGCAAGUCAAUCUUAAUUUUAAAGGACAAGGAAAGGCAAAUCACGAUUGGUUGGGAUGCCCUUAUAUUAGGCACCCCCAGUGCUUUUUCUUGCUCUUGAAUUGAAAUCAAGAAAAUAAAAUCUUCUCAACACUGACACAAAUACAAAACACACGAUGCACAUUAAAUAAGAUGCAUGCUAUAUAGUGCAAUGGUCUUGGUGUAGCACACAUUUUUGUGUAUAAGCCAGGUCACACAAGUAUUAUACAGCAGUAUAAAUUGCGCAAGGAGACUUGUGAAAAAGUCCUGAUGCAUGACUUUGCUCACUGCAUUGCCUGCUCAGUUGGUUCCGUCCUAUGUGUUUAUGGAUUUUUAAAACCAUUACACUAUAGCAAUACCUAAUUGUGUAUUUAAGGGGAGAAUACAAACACAAGUUUUAGAAGAACAUUUAUAGAAAGAACCCAGGACACGUGAUACAACCUCUGGUAAAAAGCUCUGUUUUAAGCAUGAGAGUGCCAAAUCCCAUUUAGCCUCUGAUCAGGAAGCAGGAAAAAAUUACAUUGGUUGUGUUUCAUUAACUAAGGGGAUAUAUGCCUAAGUAGCAUACCAGUAGAAUAAAAAAGCUAUGAUAGGGCUAACACUUUCCCAAUGUCUAUCAAUCAGAUGUAGUUGAGUGUGUCCUCAGGUCAUAAUGCCUUAUAAUAUUAGUCCUCUAUGUGUACCGCUCCUAUACUAGCCACUCAUUUGAGCAUUUGUAUUAAAGAAUCAUUAUCUGCUACAGCUUAUUUCAGUACUAGCACUAGUUCCUCAGCGCAAGUGGUGAUUAACCAUAGCCUAGUACAUCUCUAGUCAUACCAAAUAUACUACCUAUAAUUGAGGUUUGCCCUAUGCAAGCACUAGUGUAUAGCUUAACCUCAUACUAGCAGCUAUGGUACUAUAGUGUCUUUCUAACACAAAAUGUAAUCAUGGGGCAAGUCCCUCAAACUAUGGCUUAGCAGCCCUAAACUUGAGAUAUGGUCACAUAGUUUUAUCCAGGGACAUCUUAUCUACAGAUUUCUAGUUCAUCACUUGGCUGAAGGCAUACUGUGCUCUAUUAGAUUUUUGUCUGAGCCUUUUUUGGCUAAAGCCUCUCUCUCACUUCAUGAUUUCUCUCUCUGGUUCCUCCAUGAAACUUUAAUGGCUUUCUAUAUUUUACAUUGUCUUGUCCUUAAACAAAUGUGAUCCCUGUUCAAGACAGACCCUAGAAAUGUCCCUGUGAUAAGAUGUAGAGGCUUCUGAUUUAAGAGGGCCCAGAAGUUCUGCUUAUGGACUUUUUGUGGUUCUCAGGAUAAUAAUUAAAUAUUUGAAGCAGUGAAAGGCAAUUAUUUUGACAUUAGAUGGCAAAAUUCAUAUUUCAUAUACCUUGUAAUAUCUCAUAAACUCACAUCCUACACCAGUGAAAAGUGUUCUUAACCAAGCCAUGUAAACAUUGCAUUCAAAAUGGAUAUAAUAAUAUAUUAUGCAUGAAAUGAACUGUACGGUCUUAUGAAUUAUACACUGUAAAGAAGAUACUUUAUUAAUACAGACUUUAGAGUUGUGUGUAAGUACAGUAAACAAUAAAAAGUUCAAUCCAUGGGGAAUUUUUCCAUACUCUUGUAGCCAGUGCUGGUAAAGUUGUAUUACUUUUACACUUUGGAACCUAGAUCAGCUCAUUGGGACAUUUUUUUCUUUUUUCUGCAGUGUGUGAGACAUUUUAUAGAAGGUUUCACAUUAGAGAUUAUCCCUUUAUAUGAAAUCAGUUCUGCUGCACAAAAGCUCUCUAGCAUGUUGUAGUCAAUAUAAUAAAUUCAAGCAGUACUUUUUUAUUUCUUGUAUGGCAUCGAUUUUAACAUAAAUGGUUUGUUUCAGAUAUUCACUUGUUUUAUAUUUUAUCAUUAAACAGUUUGAAGUAAUUUGUAGACAAAGUAUAACAAUGGAUUUCUGUAUUUACUGUAGACAAUUUUUACAUUUACACAGUCUAACUAAAAUUUGAAUUGUCAACAAAAACUGUUUUGGAAUAAAGAAAUGAUUGGGAUCUUUUUAAAGUUACCAUUUUGCACACUGUAAUAAAUUAAGAAUUUUAAUUUAUAUAAACUUGCAUUUCAAUAAAAACUCUUUUAUCUCAA
Molecule: messenger RNA, 7830 nt
Organism: Xenopus tropicalis (tropical clawed frog)
Lineage: Eukaryota; Metazoa; Chordata; Amphibia; Anura; Pipidae
Gene: gpr37
Product: G protein-coupled receptor 37 (endothelin receptor type B-like)
Exons: 2
Coding region: 730-2541 (603 amino acids)
Biological process (GO): signal transduction; G protein-coupled receptor signaling pathway; positive regulation of MAPK cascade
Cellular component (GO): plasma membrane; membrane
Molecular function (GO): G protein-coupled receptor activity
Source: RefSeq, a predicted model, not a curated record